Dreissena polymorpha is the source of this 1275-nucleotide messenger RNA. Its product is annotated as tRNA (adenine(58)-N(1))-methyltransferase catalytic subunit TRMT61A-like. Gene Ontology annotation, biological process: tRNA methylation. The coding region runs from base 67 to 1197 and encodes 376 amino acids. The record is from RefSeq and is a predicted model, not a curated record. The transcript is spliced from 4 exons. Lineage: Eukaryota; Metazoa; Mollusca; Bivalvia; Myida; Dreissenidae. Gene Ontology annotation, cellular component: tRNA (m1A) methyltransferase complex; nucleus.
GUUCCUCCCCUUGUGUGCCUGUACAUGAUCGUACUUCCGGUAUAAACAGAAAAACGUGCAACAAAAAUGAGCUUUUCUGCCUACAAAGAAGUUGUCGAAGAAGGCGACACAAUAAUGUUGUAUCUUGGUUUUGACAACAUGCACACAUUUAUUGUCAAACGUGGUAUAGUGUUUCAGACGCGAUACGGUGCGUUGAAACACUCGGACUUGAUAGGUGUCCAGUAUGGAAGCCGAGUGCAUUUGGCGAAGGGCUACCUGUACGUGCUGUAUCCAACCCCUGAGUUCUGGACGUGCAAUCUCCCGCACAGGACACAGAUCCUGUACACCACAGAUAUCAGUAUGAUCACUUUGCAGCUGGAACUGCGACCCGGCUCCGUGGUUGUUGAGUCAGGUACUGGUAGUGGCUCAUUGUCACAUGCCAUCCUCAGAACGAUCGCGCCCUCUGGUCAUCUUCACACAUUUGAAUUUCAUGAACAAAGAGCUGAGCUUGCAGCGGAGGAAUUCAAAACCCAUGGUGUGGCUGAAAAUGUCACUGUGACGCACAGAGAUGUAUGUGAGGCUGGUUUCCAGCUGGACCAUGUGGCAGAUGCAGUGUUUCUAGACCUUCCCAAGCCCUGGCUAGCCAUUGCCAGUGCCAAACAAGCACUGAAGUUGUCUGGUGGAAGGAUAUGCUCCUUUUCCCCGUGUAUUGAACAAGUGCAGCGCACAUGCGAGACAUUGACUCAACAUAGCUUCCAUGAACUGAAAACCAUGGAAUGCUUGCUGCGCAACUACGACGUCCGAACCAUAGCUCUUCCUUUAGCUGAUCUUGGUCCUAGUGAUGUUAUUGAAAAGGGCAAGAUCCAGCCAGGGCUGGGUGAUGGCUGUGCUAAGCCUGCGCAACAGGACGCAAUCACUGCUGAUUUGUGCAAAGUUGAAAGUCUUGAUGAUGAAAAUAAAAAUGAUCAGCGUCCUUAUAACAUUUCUCAUGUUGAUAAAGAUGAAGACAUUGGUAGGUCGGAAAAUUGUGACACUUCUAACCGACCUGCGAAGAAAAUGCGAACAGGGCAGGAGAAAUCUGUUUUCGUCAGAAGACAUGACUUUGAUCUAAUUGGACGUAGUGAUGGCAAGAAUUUCUCUUUUAAGUCUGCGAAUCCAACAUUACAAAUGCCUGGCCAUACUGGCUUUCUCACUUUUGCGUCAUUGUAUCCAUCAUAAUGAACAUUAGCAAUGACUCUAUUAAUUUGAAAAGUUAAUUUUUGUGUUGAAAUCAUUAAUAAAUUGUACAUAAACUGA